Penicillium lagena is the source of this 1677-nucleotide messenger RNA. RefSeq names its product Zn(II)2Cys6 transcription factor. The transcript has a single exon. Gene Ontology annotation, biological process: positive regulation of transcription by RNA polymerase II. Gene Ontology annotation, molecular function: transcription cis-regulatory region binding; zinc ion binding; DNA-binding transcription factor activity, RNA polymerase II-specific. NCBI's taxonomy places the organism in Eukaryota, Fungi, Ascomycota, Eurotiomycetes, Eurotiales, Aspergillaceae. The coding region runs from base 1 to 1677 and encodes 558 amino acids. Gene Ontology annotation, cellular component: nucleus. The record is from RefSeq and is a predicted model, not a curated record.
AUGCCACGCAAAAAGGCCGCGGAUCGAACAGGCCCCGCCAAGACACGGUCCCGCAGCGGCUGCCGGGAAUGCCGGGCGAGUCGAGUCCGGUGCGACACCAAGAAACCCGUAUGCACGCGCUGCCGGGAGCGUGGCCUGCCCUGCUCGACACACUUAGUCCUCAAAUGGCAGUCUGAAUUCGCCAGUCGGGGCCUGGCCUUUGGUCGUGCGGGCGUCUGGAGUAAGGCCCGCGCAGUGCAUGGCGGCCAACUCACCAGCUCGCCAUCUCCUCCCGCAUCGCUCUCGCUAGAUGACGUUCGCGAGUGGUGCCCCGUGCCUGGGGUGCAUCCCUGGGCCUUCAUCAAUAGCAGUGUCUCUACAUUCGACCAAUCGGACCAGGUGGAUGUUGCGUUGAACGAACUCGGCGCCGUCGUGCCUGUCAACGGUCUUGCCUCCUGGUUGCAGACCAAUUAUAGUCGGAGCCCACGUCCCAUGCCGCCUCUGUCUUUAUUUCCCAAUGUUCCUGAGUCGGGUCAUGGUCCGCUAUUCGAAUACUAUCUCCAACAAGUGUGCCCUCGAACGACGGCCAGCUCGACGUCAUCCUCGCCUUUCGCCUCCGUGAUCCUCCCUUUUUGUGUCUCCGCUUCCCCGACGCUGUUUCAAGCCAUUCAGGCCUUGGGUGCUUGUCACUGGUCUCGUUUUGAUCCGACCUACAGUGCUAUGGGGCUGCGCCUCAAAUCUGCAACAUUAAAGGAUCUCCGCCGUCGACUCUUCUCUGAAGGGUCUCUGACCUGUAGUGCGGAUCCCGAAGUUCUGGUCAUCAUGAUGAUGCUCUGUCUUUACGAGAUCGUGGAUAAAUGCGAUCACUACUGGACGAUCCAUCUCAAGGGGGCGAAGGACUUGAUUCGGCUGCGCAGACAACAGAUGAUUGCUCAAUCUCAAUCCGCCCCCGAUCCAGUCACUGCGUUCGCUGAACAUUUCUUUGCCUUUCAGGACGUCAUGGGUCGCACGGCCUGCGGCGAGGAGGUGUUGUUUGGCACCGACUACUGGAAGGCCGAUGAUCGGAACAUUGAUCUCUGGAUGGGCUGUAGCCCCGAACUGGUGUCGGUGCUCUCGGCCAUCACAGAGCUGAGCCGGAGACGGCGCAAGCUAGGCUCUGACGCGGACCGAAUCUCAUUCUCGCUGCAUGCUGCGUCCCUGGAGCAACAACUUGUCGAACUGGUUCAAGAAGUUGAGGAUGGAGACGACGAGACUCUCGCGUCUGUGGCCGAGGCCAAACGAUUGGCUGCUGUUCUCUACCUUCACUGUGCUCUGUACGAAGCCUGUCCAACCACCCCUUUAGUUGUGGAAUACGUGCGCCGGAUUCUGCGCCUUGUCUCCGAGUUGCUCAACCAAGGAUCGCACGCUAACGUGACAUGGCCCGUCUUUGUGGCCGCCGUGGAGCUCGAUCCGGCGCAGGAUGAGCUCUGGGCAGACUCGGAGAGCGAUGCAAUAUCGGGGCGGCCCCUGGUGCUACAGGCCCUAGCUGUCAUGGCCGAGUCGACCAUCUCCAAUGUCGCGCGGACGCGGGCUGUCAUUGCGAAGGUCUGGCAGGCCCGCGAUCUCGAUCUGGUCAAGACGCCCGGAGCUGCUCCGCACCGCUGCAACGACUGGGAGUGGUAUGUGGCUCCCAUCAGCACGGCGAUGAGUCUAGCAUGA